This is a messenger RNA of Trametes versicolor FP-101664 SS1, 579 nucleotides long. RefSeq lists its product as uncharacterized. The transcript has 3 exons. NCBI's taxonomy places the organism in Eukaryota, Fungi, Basidiomycota, Agaricomycetes, Polyporales, Polyporaceae. The record is from RefSeq and is a predicted model, not a curated record. Bases 1 to 579 code for a protein of 192 amino acids.
AUGUACAAGAGUCUGGCGUGGACGCCAGCACGCGAACAGGCUCUCCAGAGACGCACCCGAGCCAAGCUCCAGGCCCGACGCCCACGGCACAAGAAACAGGAGCACGAAUACGCUCGGGCGGAGGCUCGGAGGCAGUAUCGGGAGAAAAAAGGCAUAUCGGGCCCCGUCGACCUCUGGCUCGCCACAAAGCUCGCACAGGGCAUCGCUGACGACAUCGAGUCCCCUGUGACCCCCGAUGAGGUGCAGUGUUCGGUGCACGUCUGCCGCAUCCCGAACCCGGAGCCGGACGAAUACUUCGUUGAUCCCGACACGUUCGUCCUGCACCUGACGGUCAGGAGCGCGCCGCGCAGCUUCCAAGAAGGUGCACUCGAGUCCGAGAGACGCGUCGUGCUCGGACAGUACACAGGCGACCCUGCAGACUGGGACGCCCCGGACUGGACGACGCUUCCCGCGGGCAAGGCGGUGGUCUUCCAGGAAAACGCCACCGCGGUCGCGAACCUAAUACAGCGCACGGGGCCCUGCGCGGACCAGACCACGGCACUCGCGGAUUCGCUCGCUGCAGUGCGACUGGACGGUUGA